Molecule: messenger RNA, 942 nt
Organism: Maylandia zebra (zebra mbuna)
Lineage: Eukaryota; Metazoa; Chordata; Actinopteri; Cichliformes; Cichlidae
Product: olfactory receptor 8D1-like
Biological process (GO): detection of chemical stimulus involved in sensory perception of smell; G protein-coupled receptor signaling pathway
Cellular component (GO): membrane
Molecular function (GO): olfactory receptor activity; odorant binding; G protein-coupled receptor activity
Source: RefSeq, a predicted model, not a curated record
AUGGAUAAAGAGUUAAAUGUUACCUUUCUAACUCUGGACUGGUACACGGAAAUUAACAAGUACAGAUAUAUUUUCUUUUUUAUUAUGUUUACACUAUAUAUUCUAAUAAUCUGCACUAAUUCUACUAUUCUGUAUCUCAUCUGGAAUCAUAAAAACCUCCAUGAGCCUAUGUACAUUUUCAUUGCAGCAUUGCUACUGAACUCUGUUCUUUACAGCACAACUGUUUACCCAAAACUGCUGAUUGACUUUUCAUCUGAAAAACAAGUCACAACAUAUUCAGCCUGUCUCUUUCAGUUCUUUAUAUUUUACACUCUAGUUUUAUCAGAGUUCCUUCUGUUGGCUGCCAUGGCCUAUGACAGAUAUGUGGCUAUAUGUAAACCUCUGGAAUAUCAAACUAUCAUGAGAAAAACUACUGUGGGUAUUUUCCUGGUCGUGGCUUGGCUUGUACCUGCUUGUCAAGUUGCUGUCCAAGCAAUAGCAAGUGCUGAAGCUAAACUGUGUGACUCUAAUAUAAAAGGAAUAUUUUGUAAUAAUGCAGUUUACACUCUUCAGUGUGAAAGAUCAAAAUUAAUUACCAUCUUUGGUGUGGUCAUUGUAUUAGAUCUUGCAAUUCUUCCUAUGCUCUUUAUAGUUUUCACAUACACAAAAAUCUUUAUAGUUUCUCAUCGAAGUUGUAAAGAAAUUAGGAAGAAAGCUGCAGAGACUUGUUUACCCCAUCUCUUAGUUUUAUUAAGUCUCUCUGUGUUUUUUGUGUAUGAUGUAAGCAUAGCUCGUGCAAAUCCAGAUUUUCCAAAAACCACACGCAUAAUAAUGACAUUACAAAUAAUGCUCUAUCAGCCUUUGCUAAAUCCAUUCAUUUAUGGACUCAAAAUGAAGGAAAUUUCUAAACAUCUAAAUAAGCUGCUUUCUCAGACCAACAUCAGUCCUUGUAUUAAAACUUAA